Molecule: messenger RNA, 6826 nt
Organism: Oncorhynchus tshawytscha (Chinook salmon)
Lineage: Eukaryota; Metazoa; Chordata; Actinopteri; Salmoniformes; Salmonidae
Product: rho guanine nucleotide exchange factor TIAM1-like
Exons: 29
Coding region: 386-5695 (1769 amino acids)
Biological process (GO): positive regulation of axonogenesis; small GTPase-mediated signal transduction; activation of GTPase activity
Cellular component (GO): synapse; plasma membrane; cytosol
Molecular function (GO): protein binding; guanyl-nucleotide exchange factor activity
Source: RefSeq, a predicted model, not a curated record
CUCUCUCUCUCUCUCUCUCAGUCUCUCACCCACUGAACUGGUGGCAGGUGUUGCUAGCGUCGUGAUGUUCUCGCUGACAGAACAUACCACGGUGUAGGGUGUUGCAUGUGUGUUUGUACGUAGGCAUUCUCUCUCUCUCAGCAAUGUAACUCAUCUGGUUAAGCAGGGUGGCAGCGGUACUCACUCGCACACAAACACUGCAUGACUUCUGAGGUCCACUGUAUUAGGGAUUAAGGGAGUUGGUGGCUAUUUGGUGUAGACGAACAGCGUACGGAGAAAAAUAAGUAGUUCAGAGCAUCAGUUGAGGACCAUGUGGUGGAUGAGAGACACGGUAACAGAGAGGACCCCAGUGAAACCACCGCUCUACUACAGUCACAGCUAAAUCAUGGGGAAUGUGGAAAGUCAGAAUGGUGACAGUGGUUUCUACGGGAACGAGAAAGGUCACCUGUCCCGAAAGCACACGUCCCGAUCCCUCCGCCUCUCCACCAAGCAUCAGCAGCAGAAUCCCAGUCGACGCUCCCUCCGACCCUCGGCAGGAAAGUCGGAACAUCGGAAUUCCGAAGCCAGCACCCGCUCUUCCAGCACGCCCAGUAUCCCACAAUCCUUAGUGGAGAACGGCCUGGAACCUUUUAACCAGACAGACGAGCUGGGGGAGUUUGGAAUCAACCCUCAUUGGACUGACCGCGUCGCCAUGACGAUGAGGCCUUCCGAGUCCUUCCCGCACGACGACGACGACCUCACCGGUGACCCCUCUUUAGCCACGCCCACUCCGGAAACCUCCGAGGUCGUUCUGGAACGCGAAGGAGCUGAGGAAGAAGGAGCGACGACGUACCCGGCAGAAGGGGACGACGCAGAGAUAGAGACGGACGGAGAGGUGCGGUACCUCCAGAGGGUGAACGAGGGACCGAGGGAAGAAGGAAGUUGUAAGAAGAAGAGGUCGAAAUCAGCGGACAUGUGGAGAGACGACAGUCAGGAGUUCUCUCUGUCAGAUCUCAGCCAGGACCACCUCACCUCCACUGAAGAGAUUAUAGAUGGAGGAGAGGAAGAGGAGGGGGAAGAGGAGGAAGAGGAGGAAGAGAGAGCCAGUUCCAGAGGAACAGCAGGUUCUGCAGAGAGAGCCUCAUCACUAGACCACCUGUGUAGCGAGCGCAGCCAGACGGUUCUGCGAGGAACACAUAACCGCUACGCCAAGAACCACCGGGACGGGGAACUCACCGCCCACAGAGGAAGGGAUGGAGAGGGGGAUGAAGGGCUGAUCUCGCCCCAGGAGGAGGAGGGAAGCGGGUACGGGGCCUUUACGCUGCCCUGUCGGAGGUCCCACUGUCUGUCUGAAGGUCUGUCAGGACACCAGGUGGUACCGUGUCCGACCUUCCAGGGUCGAAGGGCACAGACGACACAGGACAUAUCGGGCGUGCUGGGAGAGGGCAGUGAGUACGGCGAUAGCGGCAUCGACGGGGUUGCCACGGAGACGGACGGGGAAGUGGGGACGGGGUCACGGCGGCGCUGUAAGGCCAUGUCGGCCUCGUUCUCCGUCUACUCCGCUGCCGGGAGCAGCGCGUUUAACGGAAGUGACAGUGGGAGCAGCAGUGGAGGAGGAGAGGGAGGAGGAGGAAGAGGAGGAGAGGGAGGAGGAGGAAGAGGAGGAGAGGGAGGAGGAAGAGGAGGAGGGGGGAGAAAAGGAGGAUGGGGAAUGUAUGAGAACUUCCAUCAGGACUUUGAGAAUCAACACUGGACUCAUCGAGAGCGUGACUGCGCGGAGGAGGUGGGCUCAGCUGAGAGUGACGAGCGUAGCAGCGGCACACUAAGCACGGCUUACCCAUCAGACGCUCUCAUUGGCUGCUGUGCGCAGGGCACGGUGAGGAAGGCGGGAGCUCUGGCAGUGAAGAACUUCCUGGUUCACAAGAAGAACAAGAAGGUGGAGCCAGCCACCAAGAGGAAGUGGAAACAUUACUGGGUGUGUCUCAAAGGAUGCACUCUGUUCCUGUACGAGACUGAUGGGCGGUCGGGGAUCGACCAUCAUAGUGUUCCUAAACACGCGGUGUGGGCUGAGUACAGUAUCCUUCAGGCCGUACCUGAACACCCCAAGAAGGACUUUGUCUUCUGCCUCAGCAACUCUCUAGGGGAUGCAUUUCUCUUCCAGACGUCGGGCCAGACGGAACUGGAGAAUUGGAUCACGGCGAUCCACUCAGCGUGCGCGGCUGCCGUUGCUAGGCAACAUCACCGGGAGGAUACGGUGCGAUUGCUAAGGACAGAGAUCAGGAAACUGGAGCAGAAGAUAGACAUGGACGAGAAGAUGAAGAAGAUGGGAGAUAUGCAGCUGUCUGCAGUGACAGAUAACAAGAAGAGAAAGACUAUUCUGGAACAGAUCUUCCUGUGGGAGCAGAAUCUAGAGCAGUUCCACUUGGACAUGUUCAGGUGUCGAUGUUACCUGGCCAGUCUGCAGGGAGGGGAGCUGCCCAACCCUAAACGCCUGCUAGCCGUGGCCUCCAGAGCCACCAAACAGGCCAUGGGACGCCUGGGAAUCUUCUCGGUGUCUUCCUUUCAUGCGCUGGUGGCGGUGCGAACAGAGAGCACGGUGAGGAAGCGGUCCCAGGCUAUGCCCCGCCCCUCUAGUAAACGUCGGAGUCGCUUCUCUUCCCUCUGGGGGCUGGACACCACAUCUAAGAAGAAGGUUAAAGGUCGACCCAGCAUCAACCAGGUGUUUGUUGCUGGGGGGGAACCAGUGAUCAAACCAACGGUCAGUGAGAUAUCGAAGGAGGAGGGUUCAUUGAAAAUGAUUCCCCAGGACAGCGUGGACAGUGAGAUUUGGGUUCCUGACUACCUAGCCCCAUCCUGGGUGUGUCUACCUAACGACCAGCCUGUGCUUGUCGUCAUUCAACCAGGGGAGACUGCAGAAGAUACGCUGGACGCUGUCUGCAAGGCCCAUAAACUGGACCCGUCUAACUUCUACCUGCGUCUGAAGGUGUGUGAAGAGGAUCAGCUGCUGCUAUAUGUUCCCAAAAUGGAAGAAGACAUCUCUGAUCUGCUCUACAAAGAGAUUGAAAUAUGUCCCAAAACCACCAAGCUGAUCCGCUUCGACAAAGCUGAGUCCUGCACGUUGGGAUACGGUUUCUCCAUAGCAGUAGUAGACGAGGAGGGGACUCAGCAGCUCCAUAUCACUGAAGUAAAUGCAGGAGGACUGGCUUCUGCUAAAGGCCUGCAUGCGGGUGAUGAGAUCCUGUUGUUAAAUGGUAAACCGGCGUCGGCUCUGGGCGUGGUGGAUAUGAGGUCAGCGUUAGUCGGCCCCUCGUUGUCCCUGAGCGUGAGCACCCUGCCGACCCUUGACCCCCGCGACCUCUGCCCUUUUCCCCCUCGACGCUCCAACACAGCAGAAUACGACACUUGUACAGACAUCUAUUCCCAGAGCCAAGAGGACAUUCUGGAUGAGGUAUCAGGGUUGACGGUGGUCAGUCCAGAUGAUACUUUAGAGGAUGAGUCAGCUCUGGAUCUGGAGAAUUCAGGACACAACCAGGCGGACUACACUGAGCCAGGACAGAAGAGUACUGAGCAGGUGACUGCAUACUGCCGGAGUCUCCAUGAGAUGAAUCCUUCCCAUGCUUCCCCUCAGUCUUCCUCGUCCUGCUCUUCCUCCCUCUCUCCCAGCCAAGCGGUGCCAGUGACGGCGGGCAUUGCCAUCCAGAGACAGCUGUCACACGCCGACAAACUACGUAAAGUCAUCAGUGAACUGGUGGAGACUGAGAGGACCUACGUCAAGGACCUGGGCUGUCUGAUAGAGCGUUACCUAACUCCUCUGCAGAAGGAAAGAUUCCUCACCCAGGAUGAGCUCGAUGUCCUGUUCGGUAACCUAGGAGAGAUGCUGCAGUUCCAGGUUGAGUUCCUGAAGACUCUAGAAGAUGGGACCAGACUGGUAGCCAACCUGGACAAGCUGGAGAGAGUAGAACAGUUUAAGAAAGUGCUGUUCUCUCUGGGUGGAUCGUUCCUGUACUACGCCGACCGCUUUAAGAUCUACAGCGCUUUCUGUGCCAGCCACACCAAGGUGCCCAAGGUCCUGGCCAAAGCUAAGACAGAUGCAGACUUCAAGGCAUUCCUGGCAGAGAGGAACCCGAAACAGCAACACUCUUCAACUCUGGAGUCCUACCUGAUCAAACCCAUCCAGAGGAUCCUGAAGUACCCACUACUACUGAGAGAGCUGUACUCACUGACGGACCCUGAUAGUGAAGAACACUAUCACCUGAAUGUUGCGAUGAAGGCCAUGAACAAGGUGGCCAGUCACAUCAAUGAGAUGCAGAAACUUCAUGAGGAAUACGGAGCCGUGUUUGACCAGCUCAUCAACGAGACGACCACCGACCGGAAGGAGGUAUCCGAUCUAUCCAUGGGAGAUCUUCUCCUCCACUCCACCCUGGUGUGGAUCAAUCCUCCAGCCUCCCUUGUCAAGGGCAAAAAGGACCCUGAGCUGGCUACCUUCGUGUUUAAGACCGCGGUGGUCUUUGUGUACAGAGAUCGCUCCAAGCAGAGGAAGAAGCUUGGCGCGUCUCAUCGUCCUGCUGUGUCAGAUGACAGAGUCCCGUUCCUUUUCCGUCACAUGAUCUCAACAGACUCCCUACAAGUCCGCGCCCUCACAAACUCUGAGGGUACAGCGGUGUGUGAGAUAGUUCAUGUGAGGUCAGAGUCUGAGGGCAGACCAGAGAGAACCUUUCACCUGUGCUGCAGUUCUGUGGACAGUAAGAAGGACUUCCUGAAGACAGUCCACUCCAUCCUGAGAGAUAAACAACGACGUCAACUGAUGAAGACUGAGUCUCUACCCCUCAACCAGCAGUAUGUCCCCUUCGGAGGAAAACGCCUCUGUAACCUCAAGGGAAACAGACCGGCCAUGAACAGAGCAGUCUCAGCCCCGUCUCGGACCCUUGGUCGCAGGAAGCUGGUUAGAAACCGAUUCACCAUUGACACCGACCUCGUUCUCCAUGACAACCACGAAGACUCUAACCCCACCCACUCUACCCAUGACCAUUCGCACCAGCCUCCACAUUCCCACCAGCAUCCACAUUCCCACCAGCCUCCACAUUCCCACCAGCCUCCACAUUCCCAUAACCCCCUGCUUCCUACCCAGAUGCCUCAGCAGCAAACGCUGUUGGCGACUGGAGGCGACACGGACCGCUGGGUGGAAGAACAGUUCGACCUGGGUUGCUACGACGACCAGGGAGGAGUGACGGGGGAGAGGAUGGAGGGAGGGAUAGAGGGAAGGAUGGAGGUGAAAGAGACGGACAUUCUGAGCGACGACGACGAGUACUGCAAGUCAGUCAGGGCUUCAUCAACCGAACCCAGCCUCCUGGAAGAGAGGAUGGAGGGAGUGACUCUAGAAGAAAGGAGCCAAGACCAGGACAGAGGGGUAGAUGAGGAGGAGGAGGAGGGAAAGAAAGAAGUAGAGGAAGAGAGGAGGAGCUCCCAGGGCAUUCUCCAAGAGGACAAGUGGGGUGAAAGGGGAGAGUCACAGGUAGACUCUGUCUCCCCCGCCCCUCCCCCCUCACGGUCCCCCGCCCCCCCGGUGAAGCUUAUCCCGCUCAGGAAGCAAUGGGCUGUAGAGGGCGUGGCCGGGAAGCAGUGUUCCGUGGAGGGAGUGGCCAAGAGGGACCACUGUGAUGUCAUCUGGGUGCGACGCGAAGACUACGCCAACGGAGGGAACAAUGACGUCUUCUGAGACUGAGGGAGGGAGGGAGGGAUGAACAACAGAAAGAGAGGAAGAGAAGAGAGGGAUCAACGCCUUCUAGGAAGAAGAGGAUAUGACAGACAGGGAUAUGACAGACGGGAUUGGACAGACAGGAUAUGACAGACGGGAUAUGACAGACGGGAUAAAACAGAUGGGAUAAGACAGGUAGGAUAUGACAGACGGGAUAUGACAGACAGGAUAUGACAGACGGGAUAUGACAGACGGGAUAUGAUAGACGGGAUAUGACAGACGGGAUAUGACAGACGGGACACAAAUGUGACUGCUGUGUUCGUUCACACAAGCUUUAAAAAGGAGGUUUUCGAGGAGGGACGAAGGACCCCUGUCGAUGUAAAAACUAUCUCCCCUCACCGCUCCACGGGUGUAUUCCCUAGGAACCAAACAGGAGCAAACAGGGAGGGACUAACCUGAACUUAAGGAACACUCGUUUUCAUUUACGAAACGUUUUCCAUUACAAAACGAUUUGCACUAAUGAAUACAAUCCAUCGCCCACCUUCUCCUGACAAUCCUACUGUCUUCUACUUAGUGACAGACUCACAGUCUCACAAUGCCUCAACUGAACUGCUAUCAGAUGGGAGAGAGAGGCCGCACACGCAAACACACUGGACUAUAACAUCUUCACUGAACUACAAUCUUGUUGCCAAAAAAAAAAAAAAAACGUUUAUUUUUCAAACGCAGGACUGAUGAGUCAUAUUUUUUGCUUCUCUGACUUAGAAACUGUGUUUGUUUGUAUGUAACACUCAAGGGCUGUGUGUAACUUCGAAACCUUGUCUGCAUCUCAGAUGCUACCGUAUCGUGUACCCUUUUUAGUGCACUGUUUUUCACCCUGGACCCAUAGGGUUCGUAUCCUAAACCUUGUCUUCAGGGGCUACAGACUGCUGUGUAAUGUACUACAUAGAGAUAGCUAGAAGACACAACUUGGAUAUAAAUACAAAGAUGAGAUCUCUUUCCAUCUCUAUGGUGUACAACCCUGCUAGCUUUACCGCGCUUCUACUGUUCUGCUCAAUUAUCGGCUGCUGAUAGCACUCAGAGCAACUAUCCAGGCACAAUUAUAGCUUAUUGUCUUUUCUAAAAUAAAAAUAAUGUUUUAUUCACGUCUACCAA